Molecule: messenger RNA, 1598 nt
Organism: Chlorocebus sabaeus (green monkey)
Lineage: Eukaryota; Metazoa; Chordata; Mammalia; Primates; Cercopithecidae
Source: RefSeq, a predicted model, not a curated record
AAUAUAAUUUUGUUUUUCCCAGUUGGAGUCAUUCGAUGCCCAGUUUGCAGCCAAGAAUGUGCAGAGAGACACAUCAUAGAUAACUUUUUUGUGAAGGACACUACUGAGGUUCCCAGCAGUACAGUAGAAAAGUCAAAUCAGGUGUGUACAAGCUGUGAGGACAACGCAGAAGCUAAUGGGUUUUGUGUAGAGUGUGUUGAAUGGCUCUGCAAGACGUGUAUCAGAGCUCAUCAGAGGGUAAAGUUCACAAAAGACCAUACUGUCAGACAGAAAGAGGAAGUAUCUCCAGAGGCAGUUGGUGUCACCAGCCAGCGACCGGUGUUUUGUCCUUUUCAUAAAAAGGAGCAGUUGAAGCUGUACUGUGAGACAUGUGACAAACUGACAUGUCGAGACUGUCAGUUAUUAGAGCAUAAAGAACAUAGAUAUCAAUUUAUAGAAGAAGCUUUUCAGAAUCAGAAAGUGAUCAUAGAUACACUAAUCACCAAACUGAUGGAAAAAACAAAAUACAUAAAAUUCACAGGAAAUCAGAUCCAAAACAGGUAAUUUUAUGGUAUUAUAUAAUCAUUUUUAUAUAAUUUGUGAAGUAUAUUCACUUUUAGAACAUUUUCCUUAACUCACAGUUAAGUAAUAAGUUGUUAGAUGACAGCAAUAACACAUGGUUGAUAAGACUUUCCCAGAAACUUAGUUGGAAAGCAUUCUUUUCUGCUGUAAAAUUUCAAAACUCAUAUGAUAAUAAACUACACUUAGUAUUUUGAUAGCUCAUUUAUCUAAUAGGUAUUGAUAACUUAUUAUCACUUAUUUUCCAAUUUUAAAGAAAUACCAAGAUUUAAAUGCAAAACCAACCAUUUUGUGCCAGUAUUGUAAAAUAUUUUAACACUUGAAUGAACCCUGAAUUGUUAUUUUAAGGUUUGCUGAAAUUUGAGAUGCUUGCCUUAUGCUGUGAUUUUUUAAAACUGCAAACAGGUGGAAAUUGUAAGACACUAGGAUACAGGGAUUGUUAAACUGUUCCACACACUUUUUACUUCUUGCCUGAUAAAAUGCUUACUUAAACAAUUACUUAUUAUGCCUUUUGUCCUGGUAAGAAAAUCAUCAACUGUCCAAAGUCUUAGACAUCAGUGACCGGGGAGAACCACUAACCUCCGUGGAGCAGGGGCAGCUGAAGGUGUUGUCUAACCCCUUUUUAAAUCCCAUGUAGGGCACAUACUGACAUUUAAUUUACACACCUACGAAAUCCCAUGACCUCUUCUGUUGUUUUACACACAAAAGAAAUGUCACUGCCUACAUAAGUCAAGAAAUGUUCAUUAGAAUGAGCCAGAGUAAAAGAGACCUCACAGAGAAUUUAAACGUUUUCCCAUGUAUCAGUUGUGUCAGCCUUUAAGACAGUCAUCAAUCUGUUAUUAUCAUUUUGGAACACAACUGGGGGUGAAGCAUUUGGAAAUUUUUUAAGGUAAUUAAUUCCCUGUAUUACCUGAUUUCCUUAAAAGAGAUUUUUAAACAUAAUUUUACUAUUUCUUGAUGCCCCAGCAUCAUUAUUGUAUCUAUUUAUUAUUAUGCAUUAUGUUGUAUGUCUUUUAGUUUUUCUCGUUAUCAGCUCUCAU